This is a messenger RNA of Drosophila takahashii, 624 nucleotides long. NCBI's taxonomy places the organism in Eukaryota, Metazoa, Arthropoda, Insecta, Diptera, Drosophilidae. The record is from RefSeq and is a predicted model, not a curated record.
AAAAUAACCUAUUUUUAAUACUUAAAAAUGAAGGGCUUCAUUGAAUGGUUGAUUGCAGUUCUUGCUUGCUGCUCUGUGACCAAGAUACAAGGUCAAUAUAUAGAUCCAGAACAUGUGGAGCAAGAACAUAGCAAAGAACUCGAGUACGUGGAAUCCCCAGAAGCGUUUUCUUUCAACCAAAAGCUAUUAAGUCGAGUACAGUUUGAACUGGACACGCAGUUACAUAUUAACACAAAUUUAAGGUCAAUGGUAAGACAGCGUGUUUUGUUUUUAAAUAAUAUUACCCAAAGAGCAAACGAAGCCAUGCAAAAUUGGACUAAUACGAGGAAUGCAGUGAUGAAAGCCCGGCAACUAUUUUCCCAAAAGAAAAUCAAAGUCGAUCAUAGUUGGCUCUUGAUGGAGCGAUGCCAAAACGCGCGGCAUCGCGUUGAAAAGGUUCACCGAAUUGCCGAUACUAUAGCCGACAAAAAGGCUGAGGGACUCCAUCCCGUGGCGAGAAGGCAUUUUCUAAUGAAGUAUCUAAGGCUUCUGGAGCAUUUCGAAGACCAGGUAGAACAAGAAACCCGUGCUGGUAUGGGGUUGUCCAGGAAGCGUAGAACCCGAAAACCUGAAGACCCCGUUUAA